UCCUGACGCCUCGGGGCCGUCCCGGGGUGUUGCCCCUGACCACGCACAAUGAGGAAGACGCCGCUUCCCCGAAGUCGCCUCCGAAGUUCGCAGAACGCAGCGUACCGGCUCCCUCUGGACUGGGUGACAUGACUGUUCCCAAACAGUCGUUUGUAAAUUGAGUUUCUGUGAAACAAUUUUUAUUUUUCAUGUGUGACAUAAGCGGGGUACGAUUUGAACUUUUGUUUUCCUUCUAGCCCCCCAGACCGGAUCCUCUGUCUUCUCUCUCCGGUACCGCCGUUCCGUUUUUUUACCUUCUUACCUCGCCUCCAUCACCGAGGUGCGUCCUCUGGCCCAGGGCCUCAGUCCUGAACACUAAGACUGGGCAGCUUCCCGACUGAUUUCUGAACCUAGACAUCUUCCGAGGGCCCCCCUCGCCACACCCUCUAGUUUAUCAACUCAUCUUACUAAAUACCUGUGAUUUCUCUCCCCAUCUCUAGCUCCAGAUACUUCCCUAGUAGACUCCUUUCCCUCGCCGGUGUAGCAUUACAGCCAGAAGGAGUGCGGGUCCCGGUGCUCCAUUCCCAGGGAAAGACUCUCAGGGGGAGCCCCUAGGGCCCCUUGAGGCUCCAGCUGUCCCCACUCUUCCUUAGAGCCCAGCUAGGAGGAUAGGGACGCCCUUAAAACGGAAGAGGAAGGGUCUCCGGGACAGUCAAAGGUUCAACAUCAGGAAGUUCUUAAGAAAUCACUUAUAGAUGGGGAGGGUCUUUGGAAGCCAUCUGGCCAGGGCCCCUUCGUCUUUGGCCCUGCUCUGCAGUCUCAAAGAUGGGUUUAAACUUCCAGCUUGGUUUUGUUACAAGGAAAACAGCUGGGAUGUGGAGAAAGACCAAAUCUUUUUUUAAUAUUUAAUUUUUAUGGGUCCAUAGGUGUAUAUAUUUAUGGAGUACAUGAGAUAUUUUGAUAUAGGCAUAGAAUGCAUAAUACAGAUCAAGUCUUUUUUUUUUUUUUUUUUUUUUUGAGACCGAGUCGCGCUGUUGCCCAAGCUUGGAGUGCAGUGACGCAACGUUGGCUCACUGCAACCUCCGCCUCCUGGGUUCAAGUGAUUCUCCUGCCUCAGCCUCCCUAGUAGCUGGGAUUACAGGUGUGUGCACCACCAUGCCCUGCUAAUUUUUGUAUUUUUAGUAGAGACAGGGUUUCUCCGUGUUGGCCAGGCUGGUCUGCAACUCCUGACCUCAAGUGAUCCACCUACUGGGAUUGCAGAUGUGAGCCACCACAGCAGCCUAGACCAAGUCUUAAUGACUUCAUUUGAAACCUUGAAUCCAGCCAUACCCAGAGCUAGAUUUGCCAACUGAACUCUUUGGCUAUGUAAGCUAAUAAAUUCCUUUUUUUUUUUUUUUUUUUUUGUUUAAGUCAAGGUUAUGUUUUCUAUAUCUUGCAACCACGAGUUCUGACUAAUUCUGUGGGGAAAAGACCAAUAGACCAGAGCCGGCUGAAGAUGCUGGACCUCUAAUAUCUUCACUUAUUGCCCAAUUCCUCCAUGAGCCACCCUCCUCUGACUUAAAUGCACUGUCAUGCUAUUUGGCUCUAAGAUAUUUCUGCUUAACGUGUGAGUUAAUCAGAUCUCUUGUCUAGCUUAUAAAUGUCUAGAAUCAUAUAGCCAAAAGGAGGCUGACAAAUUUGGCCCAAACUUAUACCCACUGCAGGAACUGCCCUAUGAGUUUCUUCUUGAACACUUCCAGAGACACUGAACUCCUUGGUAAGGACCUCACGGCCUUACCAAGGACUCUUUUCCAAUCUUUCUUAUUGAUAGAACUUUUAAAAUUUGGAACCAAACUCUGCUUCCUCAUUACUUGUCUCAGUGGUUCUGCCAAUACUGGCCAGACAGUCCUGGAGGAAUUGGGAGCCAGUCCUUACAAAUGGCAUAGGUCUUUCCUUUUUUUUUUUUUGAGAUGGAGUUUCGCUCUUGUUACCCAGGCUGGAGUGCAAUGGAGUGAUCUCCGCUCACCGCAAUCGCCGCCUCCUGGGUUCAGGCAAUUAUCCUGCCUCAGCCUCCUGAGUAGCUGGGAUUACAGGCACACGCCACCGUGCCCAGCUAAUUUUUUGUAUCUUUAGUAGGGACGGGGUUUCACCAUGUUGACCAGGAUGGUCUCGAUCUCUUGACCUCGUGAUCCACCUGCCUCGGCCUCCCAAAGUGCUGGGAUUACAGGCUUGAGCCACCGCGCCCGGCCAGGUCUUUCCUUUUCAGAGGAAGGUUUCUAAAAGUGCCUUCCACUUUUUUUUUGAGGAGUCUUCUUCUGUCGCCCAGACUGGAAUACAAUGGCAUGAUCUUGGCUCACUGCAACCUCCGCCUCCCAGGUUCAAGGGAUUCUCCGGCCUCAGCCUCCCAAGUAGCUGGGAUUACAGGCACACACCAACCUGCCUGGCUAAUUUUUGUAUUUUCAGUAGAAACAGAGUUUUGCCAUGAUGGCCAGGCGCUAGUCUUGAAUGCCUGACCUCAGGUGAUCUGCCGGCCUCAGCCUCCAAAAGUGUUGGGCUUACAGGUGUGAGCCACUGCGCCCAGCUGGUUCUUUUACAGACUUUAUUUGCAGCCUACUCAUCGCUCCCAUUGUUCAGCUUGAUCCUUAAAGUGUGGCACUAAGAAGUGGCUCUAGCACUGGCAACACAUAGUCGGGGGCCAUAUCUUUGGGCACUAAGUCUACUAGGCCUUUGUUUGUAAGGAAUCAACUCUUUAAGUGAAGCAGUGUUUGUCAUAAGGACACAUGGGGCCAUCAGGAGGCCUAAAUGGAAUGGGAAUCCCAGAACAAUGGCGACGGUGUGACUAGACCUUUGCAGACUGUUAUUGGAUCUCAGAUCUCUGCAGUGCUGGGGACCUCAGUGGCAGGAGUAUGUGGGACUUCAGGAUCUUGCUCCUCUAGUUCCAAGACUCAGAUACUCUCUUCAUUUCUGCUUCUUUUAGUUAUAUGCAAUUUCUUCCCACUUAGCUAACUUGCUUCUCUAUCCUUUAUUAUAUAUUUUCUACUUCAAUGUUCUGCCUCCAUACAGCAGCUUCAUAUUUUCUCCUCUGUCUUGUGACUUCAGUUAAAUGUUUAAUUAUAGAAAUAGCAUGUGCACGUGGUAAAAAAAAAUCAAAUAGAACCAAAGGCUACACAACAGUGGUUCUCAACCAGGGGUGACUUUGCCCCCCACCCCCUCCAGGAAACAUUUAGGGCAUGUCUGGAAACAUUUUUGGUUGUCACAGCUGGGGAGGGGGUGCUAGUGGAAAGAGGUCAAGGAUGCUGUUAAACCACCUACAAAACUCAGGUCAGAUACCCACAAUAAGGAGUUUCUCACCCCACAUUUACAGUGCUGAGGGUGGGAAAUCCUAGCGUGGGGGAAAAAAAAGUAAAAGGCUCUAUCCCCCAUCCCCAUUCCUACUCCCUGUCAUAGUUCCCUGUCAAAGUUAGGCAACUACUUUUAACAGUUCCUGGCUUUAAGUGUUUUGGUGAUUAUCAUUGUACAGUAUUUGUUAAUAGUAAUACUUAGACCUCUCAGAGCAAGAGAAUUAGGGGAAACUAGUGAUGUUCUCCAUUCCACACCCUCUCUGACAACUCCAGCUAUAGAUGACAAACUUUAAGUGGGCUCCUUUGGGCUCCAAGCAGAGAGAAUUAUUUGCAGACAAAUUCUGGAGAACAGCUGCAGAGCCAAAAGCAAGGACCUUCAGGAAGAAAGCAAGUCUCAGAGACAACCUGCUUCCCAAGGACAAUCAUGGCUCUUCUGGGUCUUAACUCCCCUCAAAACUAAUUGUGGAUUGAAUUUCUCAGCCCUUGAGGCUGGGAAAAUGCUGAAAAACCAGAGGGCAGAGGAACCUGCUGGCAGAGACAGCUGUAUCCCUGACAGAAAAAAAUGAGAGCCUGGAAGAGAUAUGUGUGAAGCUCAAACACAAAAGAUUUCCUUGAACUAGAAAAUGUGAUCUCAGAACUAAAAAUUUCCAUAGAUAAAUCAAAGGAGAGGCCAGUCAUUGCUGAAACCCCAAAAUAGGCCUAGAAAAUUAAAUAGAAAAAAUGUUUCAAAACCUGUCACAAAAAUAUAGAGAUGUAAAUAUGUGGUAGAAGGUAGGAGCCUGGAACAGAGCCAGUAGACUUAACCUGCAAAUCCUGUGGGCUCUGGGAGAAAAAGGAACAGAAGAGGAGAGGUCAUAAUUCAAUAAUUGAUGGCAUUUCUUUAAGCUGAAGAAAGAGUUAAGUUCCAGAUCCAGUUGAAAGCAAAAGACACUCACUCAGCUACAUAUAGGUAAAAAUUCCCAAACUUUAAGAAUGUAGGAAAUCUUACACAUUUUCAGGCAGAAAGCAAGUUCUUUUUUCUCAUCUGCAAUGCUGGGAGUUAAAAGACUCCAAAAUGGAAUGUGGGCUAAUGAAAGAAAAGCCCUGCAACCCAUACCUGGCCAAGGAAAAAAAAAAGGAUUUGCAGAAAUCACUGAGUACCUCAUCUGAUAAAUAUUUUUGAGAAGAGACUCUAAUAAACAACAAAUGAAUCCUAACAGAGCCUUCAAGACAGGGGAAGAGAAGAGGCAAGAAAGCAGUGGGGAGCAAUGAACCAUGUCUAUUCAUGAUGUGUAACAUACAUGCUAAAUAAGGACUCUUGAAACAGAUGGAACACACUGUAAGGGAAAUUCUCAUAAGGAGUAAAUUAUCUCAUUAAAACUGUGGAGUCAGGUGGCGGGGAUAAGGGGAAGUGUUCCAGAAGUCUAAGGCAGGGAGAGGUGGGGAGGAAGGAAGGGUAGUGAAAGCAAUCUAAAGAUCACAUUUUGGCUGAGCAUGGUGGCUCAUGCCUGUAAUCCCAGCACUUUUGGAGGCCAAAGCGGACAGAUCAUCUGAGGUCGGGAGUUUGAGACCAGCCUGACCAACAUGGUGAAACCUGUUUGUAAUAAAUAUAUAAAAAUUAGCCAGGCAUGGUGGCAGGCGCUUGUAAUCCCAGCUACUUGGGAGUCUGAGGCAGGAGAAUUGCUUGAACCCAGGAGGUGGAGGUUGUAGUGAGCCAAGAUUGCACCAUUGCACUCCAGCCUGGGCAACAAGAGCAAGACUCUGUCUCAAAAAAAGAAAAAAAAAAAGAUUACAUUUUAUUGGGAUGGGGAGGAAAUAGAAGAUAAUCAGAGUAUUCUGGAAAUAGUAGCUGUUGUUUCAUACACUAGAAGACUCAUGUAUCUGAGAGCAGGGAUAGGGAUGGUAACUAUUAAUAGAAUAACAAACUCCAAAUUAGGAGAAAAAUUAAAUAAGUAGCAACUUAUUCAAUCCAGCAAAGAUGAAAAAAACAAGAAUUAACAACAAUAUAAAAAAUUUGUAAAACAAGUAAGAUGGAAAUAAGAGAAUAUAUCACUCAUUACAGUAAUUACAAGUGGACUGAAAUCUACCAUUAAAAGACUGUCAGAUUUUGUUAUAAAUCAAAUUUAGGUACAGGUAAGAGAAACACACUUCAGUUGAUAAAGUUGCAAAAUAAAGACAUGGAAACACCAGACAAAUAUUAAAUAUUAUUUUAAAAACCAGAGGCUAUAUACAGACAGUCCCCAAUUUAUGAUGAUUUAACAUAGGAUUCUUUGACUUUAUGAUGAAUUUAUCAUUGUAUUAAAUGCAUUUUUGACUAACAUUACUUUCUACUUAUGAUGGGUUUUUUUGGAACGUAGUCCUAUCCUAAGUCAAGGAACAUCUGUACUGAUAUGAAACAAGAGAAAUUUAAGUUAUGGGCUGGGGGAGAUGGAAGCAGAGUGCCUGCAAAGGGAUAGGAGGAAAUUUUGGUAGAGAUAGGAAUGUUUUAUCUUGAUUGUGGUGGUAAUUACACAACUGAAUACAUUUGUCAAAACUCAUAGGAUUGUGCACUUAAAAGUGAUCAAUUUAUUGGCCUGGCACAGUGGCUCACUCCUAUAAUCCCAGUACUUUGGGAGGUUGAGUCAGGUGGAUCAACUGAGGUCAGAAGUUCAAGACCAGCCUGACCAACGUGGAGAAACCCCACCUCUACUAAAAAUACAAAAUUAGCUGGGCGUGGUGGCACAUUCCUGUAAUCCCAGCUACUCAGGAGGCUGAGGCAGGGGAAUUGCUUGAACCCGGGGAGGCCAAGGUUGUGGUGAACCAAGAUCAUUCUAUUGCACUCUAGCCUGGGCAACAAGAGCGAAACUCCUCAAAAAACAAACAAAAAAGCCUGAUCAAUUUAUUGUAUGUAAAUUACAAUGCAAUAAAGCUGGCUUUAAAAAGAAUGAAAAUACCACGUUCACAAAAUAGUGAAAUGAGAAAACAGUGUAGCAUGAGAAACCCUCUCAAUUACCCUGUGUCAUAUAUUAUACUAUCAAAAAGAUAGUGAGCUUAAAACAACACAUGUGCAGGAAAAAUAAAGGGAGCACUUAUUUCAAGAAAUGAUAAAAAUAAUAAGAAAGGAAAUCAAAUCAGAAAAUGACUAAAGCUAGCACUAAUGAGAUGAAAAACAAACAAAAAUACUAAAAAGGGCCAGGCAAGAUGGCUCAUGGCUGUAAUCCCAGCACUCUGGGAAGCCAAGGCAGGAGAAUCACUUGAACUCAGGAGUUCAAAACCAGCCUGGGCAACAUGGCGAAACCCCAUCUCUGAAAAAAAAAAAAAUUAACCAGGAGUGGUGGUGUACACACCUGUAGUCUCGGCUACUUGGGAGGCUAAAAUGGGAGGAUAGCUUGAGCCCAGGAGGUGGAGGUUGCAGUGAGCUGAGAUUGCACCACUGCACUUCAGCCUGGGCAAUAGAGCCACACCCUGUCUCAAAAAGGAAAAAAAUACAAAACUAAAAAGGAUAAAUAAAUCCAACAAAAUUGUCUUUUAAAAGAGCUAAUAAGGCCAGGCACAGUGGCUCAAACCUGUAAUCCCAGCACUUUGGCAGGCCAAGAGGUGGGUGGAUAACUUGAGGUCAGGAGUUUGAGACCAGCCUGGACAACAUGGUGAAAACCUGUCUCUACUAAAAAUACAAAAAUUAGCGAGGCGUGGUGGCAGACAUCUGUAACCCCAGCUACUGGGGAGGCUGAGGCAGGAGAAUCACUUGAACCCAGGAGGCAGAUGUUGCACUGAGCCGAAAUCACACCACUGCACUCUAGCCUGGGGGACUGAACAAGACUCUCUCUUGAAAAAACAAAAGAACUAAUAAAUAAACCUCUUGCAAGCCCAAUUAAAGAAGGGGGAGGGGUGGGGGGAAGGAGAGUAAAGAUUAAAUAGAUAAGAUUAGUUACAAGAAAGAAAACAUUCUUACAAAUGGAGGAGAAAAAUGAAGAAUUAUAAAACAGUACAACUUAAAAUUACUUAGCAAUCAAUUUGAAAAUUUAGAGGAAAUGGAUAUCUUUCAAGAAAAAUAUAUAUUACCAAAAUUGACCCAGGAGAAAGAGGAAAGUUUGAACAUCCCAACUUAUUUUAGAACAGGCUGCAAUAGGAAGGUGAUGAGAGACUCCUUUGGGAAAAGACUGCAUUCACAUGGCACCAGAGCUGAGUUUUUUCUAACCUUAUAUAAUAAUUUCUAUGCCAUUUAAACUAGUCAAGACUAUAGAAAACAAAGGCUCCAAGAUUUAAUAUGUAAAGCCAGUACAGCUUGAUACUAUUCCCAAUAAAACUCUUAAGUAAAAAAGAAAAAGAGGAAAACUGCUUAAAUACAAUGAAGACUAAACCUAAAAGCAAAUAUGGUUCUUAAUGGUGAAACAUUGAAACCACUUCAAUUAAAAUUAAAAUUUAGACAGAAAUGCCUGCUGUUAUCCUUAUUAUUUGAUAUAUCUUGGACAUUUUACCAAAUUCAGUAAAACAAGAAAAUAAGUUGUUAUGCUCACCAUAAAAUAAAUUAUAAUUUUUUUUUUUUUUUUGAGAUAGAGUCUCCCUCUGUUGCCCAGGCUGGGAUGCCGAUGGUGUGAUCUUGGCUCACUGCAAACUCCACCUCCCUGGUUCAAGCAAUUCCCUGCCUCUGCCUCCCCAGUAGCUGGGAUUACAGGUGCAUGCCAACACGCCUGGCUAAUUUUUUUGUAUUUUUAGUAAAGAUGGGGUUUCACCAGGUUGGCAAGACAGGUCUUGAACUCCUGACCUCAGGCAAUCCACCCACCUCGGCCUCUGAAAGUGCUGUGAUUACAGGCAUGAGCCACUGCAUCCAACCAAUAUUAUCUUUUUUGCUGCUAAUAUGAUUGUACCGGAAAAACUGAAAGACUAGAAAAAAAUAUAUAGUGAAAAACAAUAAAAUUUGGAGAGCUGACUGGAUACAAGAUGAACAUAACAAAAAUAAAUUGUUAGGCCGGGCGCGGUGGUUCACACCUAUAAUCCCAGCACUUUGGGAGGCUGAGGCAGGUGGAUCACAAGGUCAAGAGAUCAAGACCAUCCUGGUCAACAAGGUGAAACCCCAUCUCUACUAAAAAUACAAAAAAUUAGCUGGGCAUGGUGGUGCACGCCUGUAGUCCUAGCUACUUGGGAGGCUGAGGCAGAAGAAUUGCUUGAACCCAGAAGGCAGAGGUUGCGGUGAGCCGAGAUCGUGCCACUGUACUCCAGUCUGGGUAACAACAGCGAAACUCCGUCUCAAAAAAUAAAUAAAUAAAUAAAUAAAAUUGUUUUUGGUCUAGAAAUAAGCAUAUUGAAUUGAAAAUGGAAGCAGUUUCAGCUUAGAGUUACAAAGUUAUAAAAUUUUUAGGAUAAUAUAUAAUGAAGCUACUCAGAAAAAAAUUCUUAGGAUAAUAAUGAUAGCCACCAUAAUGCCAUGAACUGUUCUAGGCACUUUGUAUCAACUCAGUCAAGCCUCACAACAUCCUCUUGAAACAGAUUACUAUUAUUAUUAUUGUAUUUUUUUGUUGAGACAGGGGUUUUGCCAUGUUGCACAGGUUGAUCUCAAACUCCUGGGCUCAAGUGAUGAUCUGCCUGUCUCAGCCUCCCAAAGUGCUGGCAUUACAGGUGUAAGCCACUGAGAACAGCCACUAUUAUUAUUCUUAUUUCAUAGAAGAGAAUACUGAGGAAAACACAGAUUAAGUGAUUUAGCCCCAGAUUACUAUUAGUAGCUGGUAAAAUCUCAGAGUUGGGAUUUGAACCCUGGCAGUUUGGCACUGAUACUUCCCUUGUAACCAGUAUGAUAUAGUACAUAUAUUUACUCAUAUUUAAUCAAGAAACAUGUAAGUACUCACAUGAAUAAAGUUAUGCAGUAAAAUAUUAUUAAACACUAUAAAGCGAGAUGGGAACAAAGAGAAAAUAAGCCAUAUCCUUGACUGGGAAGAGAAACUAUUAUAAAAAGUGUCACUUCUCCAAAAAUUAAAAUGCAUAAUUUCAAUUGGUGUAACAAAGAACAGGCAAAGAAAAAAUAUUUUUUAAAAAUACAAAGAUUUUGAUAUGGAAAAUAGUGAGGAAAAAAUAGUGAGAGGAAUUCAUUUUACCAGCCAGGUGUAGUGACUCACGCCUGUAAUCCCAGCACCUUGGGAGGCCAAGGCGGGAGGAUCACCUGAAGUCAGGAGUUUAAGACCAGCCUGGCCAACAUGGUGAAACCCCAUCUCUACAAAAAUACAAAACUCAGCUGGGCUUAAUGGCACAUGCCUGUAAUCCCAGCUACUUGGGAGGCUGAGGCAGGAGAACAGCUUGAAACCGGGAGUUGGAGGUUACAGUUAGCUGAGACCACACCAUGGCACUCCAGCCUAGGCGACAGAAAAAAAAAAGAAAAGAAAAAAACAAAAAAAAAUUGUUUUACCAAAUAUGAUAGCAUAAUUUAAGGCUACUUAAUCAAAUGAAUAAAGCAAAGGGGAAAAAUUAGUCAGUGGAAUAAAACAGAGAAUCCCAAAUGAGAUGAUUGUGUAUACAAAAACAUGACAAUUCAACUCAUUGGGGAAAGUGGGCUGACAUAAUCAGUGGAACUGGAAAAUCCAGCUCUCCUUACUCAGUGCUACCAUGUGCUGGGACUGUGCACUGCAGGGCUUGCAUGCCAGGAACCAUGAAUGUUUUGAAUGGUAUCUAGAAUGGUGAUCCUUUUCAGAAGGUUUUCAAUUUACUUUGCCCAGAGCCAUGAGAGGAAUCCCUAUGGCAGCUGUAGCCUUUACAAAAUGUAUUUCUUAAAUAAGGUCAAAAUUACUCAUUGACCCAUGGGCUACAGAAUGGAAGUUUGUUAAGCAUGAAAACAACAUUAAUCACCAUCAGAUAUCUGGGUGACUAGGUGCAUUGUCAAUGAGCAGUAGUAUUUGGAAAGUAAUCUUUUUUCUGAGCAGUAGGUGUCAACAGGGGGCUUAAAAUAUUCAGUAAACCAUGCUGUGAACAGAUGUGCUGUCAUCCAGGCAUUGUUCUUCCAUGUAUAAAGCACAGGAAGGAUAGAUUUAGCAUAAUUCUUAAGGGCUCUAGGAUUUUGAGAAUGGUAAAUGAGCAGUGCUUCAACUUAAAGCCAUGAGCUGCAUUACUCUCUAACAAGAGAUUCAGCCCCUGUCCUUUGAAGAUUUGAAGCCAGGCAUUGACUUUUCUUCUCCAGCUAUGAAAGUCCUAGAUGGCCUCUUUCCCAGUAAAAGGCUGUUUAGUUUGCAUUGAAAUCUGUUGUUUAGUGUAGCCACCUUCAUCAGUGAUCUUAGCUAGAUCUUCUGGAUAACUUGGCUGCAGCUUCUACAUCAGCACUUGCUGCUUCAUCUUGCACUUUUAUGUUAUACAGAUGGCUUCUUUCCUUAAACCUCAUGAACCAACCUCUGCCGACUUCAGAAUUUUCUUCUGCAGCCUCCCCAGUUGUCUCAGCCUCUAGGGAGUUGAAGAGAGUUAGGGUCUUACUCUGGAUUAGGCUUUGACUUAAGAGAAUGUUGUGGCUGGUUUGAUCUUCUAUCGAGACCACUCAGACUCUCUCCAUAUCAGCAAUAGGCUGUUUUACUUUCUUAUCAUUUAUGUGUUCACUGGAGUAGCACUUUUAAUUUUCUUCAAGAAUUUUUACUUUGCAUUCGUAACUUGGCUAACUGGCACAAGAGGCCUAGCUUUUGGCCUAUCUUGGCUUUUGACAUGCCUUGCUCACUAAGCUCAAUCCUUUCUGCUUUUGAUGCAAAGUGACAGAUGUGUAACUCUUCCUUUCACUUGAACACUUAGAGACCACUGUAGGGUUAUUAAUUUGCCUAAUUUUAAUAUUGUUGUGUCUCAGGGAAUAGAGAGACCCAAGGAGAGGGAGAGAGACAGGGAAUAGCCAGUGAGUGGAGCAGUCAAAACACACACAACUUUUAUUAAGUUCUGUGUCUUAUAGGUAUGGUUUAUGGUGCUCCAAAACAAUUACACUAUUAACAUCAAAAAUCACUGAUCACAGAGCUCCAUAACAGAUACAAUAACAAUGAAAAUAGUUUGAAAUAUUGUAAGAAUUACCAAAAUGUGACACAGAGACAUGAAGUGAGCACACACUGCUGGAAAAUGGUACCAAUAGACUUGCCUGCCACAGGGUCACCACAAACCUUCAAUCUCUAAAACACUCAGUAUCUGUGAAGCAUAAUAAGUGAAGUGCAAUAAAACAAGGUGUGCCUGGACAUUCCUAUGGUAUGUAGCAGCAGUCCGAACCCCUCAUGGUAAUCAGGCAAUCGGGUUCGGUCUCCUCUGCCAGGGUAAUCUCUGCCUACUAGUAUGUGAGCAAGGAGUAGCCAGGCACAAUCACCAGGUAUGGAGAACUCUAUGGGUCAGUGUAGUCUCUACACAUCCUUUCAUCUUUAACUCCCACUGCUAGCUCAGCAGUCAUCUCCAUAUUUUCCCACUUAAGUUCCUGAGAAUGAGCUUUGAUAAAAUCCUCAUGUCUAGGCCACUGGGUUGUCCAUGGAUUGGCCAGCCUUAGACAGUUGCCCACUUGCUCAUUUUAUUUAUUUAUAUUUUUUGUAGAGACGAGGUUUCACCAUGUUGAACAGGAUGGUGUUGAACUCCUGACUUCAGAUGAUACACCAGCCUUGGCCUCCCAAAGUGCUAGGAUUCCAGGCAUGAGCCACGGCACCUGGCCAUUUAUUUUAUUUUAUUUUAUUUAUCUUUAUAUAUAUAUAUACAUAUUUUUUGAGACAGAGUCUUGCUAAGUCACCGAGGCUGGAGUGCAGUGGUGCAAUCUCAGCUCACUGCAACCUCUGCCUCCUGGGUUCAAGCGAUUCUGCUGCCUCUGUCUCCUGAAUAGCUGGGAUUACAGGUGUGUGCCACCAUGCCCAACUAAUUUUGUAUUUUAAGUAGAGACAGGGUUUCACUAUGUUGGCCAGGCUAGUCUUGAACUCCUGACCUCAGGUGAUUUACCCACGUUGGUCUCCCAAAGUGCUGGGAUGAUGGCGUGAACGACUGCACCCAGCCUCACUUGCUAAUUUUUAUCAGCUGAGGUCAGAGGGGUUGAAGGUCACAAGACACAAUUUCUGGGCACUAGGGCUGCCUCAUCAGCAGAGGUUUGCCUGCUUUAAAAGGGCUAUAGGUAGUAUUUAAGUAUGAGAAAAAAAACAAAAAGUAAAAAACAAAACAAAAAAAAGGGCUAUAGGUGUGUCUGGCAUAAGGUUUGAUGUAUUGGUAAGGGAGCUACAGUUCCAUGCGGCAACCUUUUGUCACAAGCUUCUUUCCAGUCACUGGGUCAGUUUAUGAGAAGCUUACAGCCUGCUGAGCCCAGUUUCUCAAUUUGUCAAAUAAGCAGGCUGGUCUCUCUAAGAUCCCUUCAAGUGUAAAAUAAUAACUGCCUUUUUCCUCAAACUUUUUUUUACAUAAACAAUUGUUAACCCAGGACACUCUCCCUCCUAUGCUUAUGUAAUUUAUUUUUUGAAUUCCAAAUUUCAUUUUUCAAUAAAUGCUUGGUAUAUUAUCAUUUAAAAAUUUUAAUUUUGAAUAAUUUAUUUUUUGAGAGAGGGUUUCACUGCUGCCUAGGUCAGAGGGCAGUGGCACAAACAUGGCUCACAACAGCCUUGUCCUCCUGGGCUUGAACAAUCCACCCCACUCAGCUUCCCAAGAAGCUGAGACCAUAGAUGUGUGCCAUCACACCUGCUUAAUUUUUAAAUUUUUUGUAGAGAUGGGAUCUCACUGUGUUGGCCAGGCUGGUCGCAAACUCCUAGACCCAAGUCAUCCUCCCACCUCAGCUUCCCAGAAUCUUGGGAUUAUAGGUGUGAGCCAUCAAGCCUGGCUUUGCUGUUAUUAUUAUUAUUAUUUUAUUUAUUUAUUUAGAGACAGAGUCACUCUGUUGCUAGGCGCCAGGCUGGAGUGCAGUGGCAUGAUCUCAGCUCACUGCAACCUCUGCCUCCCAGGUUCAAGCAAUUCUCCUGCCUCAGCCUCCCGAGUAGCUAGGACUACAGGCGCACACCACCACGCCCAGCUAAUUUUUGUAUUUUUAGUAGAGACGGGGUUUCACCAUGUUGGCCAGGAUGCUCUCGAUUUCUUGACCUCGUGAUCUGCUCACCUCAGCCUCCCAAAGUGCUGGGAUUACAAGCGUGAGCCACCGCGCCUGGCCCUAUUUAUUUUUUUGAGACUGAGUCUCACUCUGUCGCUCAGGCUGGAAUGCAGUGGUGCCAUCUCAGCUCACUGCAACCUCUGCCUCCCGGGUUCAAGUGAUUCUUCUGCCUCAGCCUCCCGAGUAGCUGGGACUACAGGCGCCUGCCACCGUGCCUAGCUAAUUUUUGUAUUUUUAGUAGAAACAAGGUUUCACCAUAUUGGCCAGGCUGAUCUCGAACUCCUGACAUCAUGAUCCACCUGCCUUGGCCUCCCAAAGUGCUAGAAUUACAGGUGUGAGCCACCGCACCUGGCCUGCUGUUAUUAUUUUUAUGACAUUUCAUUCUGUGGUUUGGAGCCAUCAUUUUUCCCUGUUGCAGUGCUUGAAUCUUGAGUUGGCCUUUUGAUGUAUUUGGUUUUCUUUUCAGCUCUGUGCCAUUGGCACAGAAAAUGUGCUUUCUGUGUCACCACUUGAGGCAGGACCAAAGAGAGGCCUGGGACAAAUCACUGAAGACCUAUCUGUACUCUUUGGCUUCAGUGAUCAAAGAACUCCAAGUCUCCCUCAUGGUGCGAUCAGGUGGCCCAUUUUUCUCCCUCCUGACUCUGAAGCCUUUGUGACAGACUUUUAAAGAGGCCUUUACUAAAGUCCACACCUACCGUGUCUCCAGCAAUCAUACUCUUGAUUGAGGUCAGACUAUCUUGUAUUUUACAGAUGGAAAAUUGUGACUUGUCCAAAGUCACAUACUGUGGCAAGGCUGGUCUCUUUAACCAGUGUCAUGUUCUUUUUAUUACAUUAUUCUUCCUCCACAGUUCAGGAAAUGUAUUUAAUGCUACUCUAAUAAAUUACAUACUUGAUGGCUUAAACAAUAAAAAUGUAUUGUCUUACAGUUCUGGAGAUUAGGUCGACACAGGUCUCACUGGGCUGAAGUCAAGGUGUCUGCAGGGCUGCUUCCUUUCUGGAGGCUGAAGGGGAAAAUCUGCUUCCUUGUCUUUUCCAUCUCUUGGAGGCUGCUUGCAUUCCUUGGCUCAUGGUCCUCUUCCUCCACCUUCAGAAUCAGGACCUUUGGGUUGAGUGCUUAUCCUGUGGCAUCUCUCUGGCCCUCCUUCCCUCACCGAAUCUCUUUCUCCCUGUGAUAGGAAAGGUUCUCCCUUUCAAGGACUCAUGUGAUCAGAAUGUGCCUAUCAAGAUAAAACAGGAAAAUCUCUCCAUCUAAAAGGGCCUUAAUUAACAUAGUCACAUCUACAUUUUGUUAGGUAAAGUGACAUAGUCACAGGUUCCAGGGAUUUGGGUGUGAACAUUUUUGGGAGGCCAUUCUGGCUACCACACCCUGUCAGUAAACUAGGGCUUCCUGGAGGCCAGUGGGUUAAAGUAAAGUAACAAAUAUAGCCUGACUUUCAGAGUCUUAGGAGACGCCUCUGAUGUCCUGACAUAGACUGUAUCAAUGACAAGUUCCCUUUCACAUGGGAGAUUCUAUCUGAUGCCCUCACGUUUGGACCCCAUCCUCUUGUCAACCCAUUCCAUGUAAUGAGUAAUGGGGAGGUCAGGAGAGGGUAAAACGUGGGUGUUGGUGUCUGCCCUCCAGACUCUCAGAUGAUAUUAUGGUUCUGGAAAAGCUGAAAUGUAUAGCACUGACUGACCCCUCAGCUCUUAAAAAAAAAACUCCCUGAUAUUUGGGCAGUAGAGGUAUAGCUUGGAGUUACAGACAUCUUUUCUGAUGUUCAGCUUCUAAAAGUAAUGUGAAUGUCAAAAUUGUAAAGAACCCAUGUGGGCCAGGCGCGGUCGCUCAUACCUGUAAUCCCAGCACUUUGGGAGGCCGAGGCGGGUGGAUCACAAGGUCAAGAGAUCGAGACCAUCCUGGUCAACAUGGUGAAACCCCGUCUCUACUAAAAAUACAAAAAAUUAUCUGGGCAUGGUGGCGCGUGCCUGUAAUCCCAGCUACUCAGGAGGCUGAGGCAGGAGAAUUGCCUGAACCCAGGAGGCGGAGGUUGCGGUGAGCCGAGAUCGCACCAUUGCACUCCAGCCUGGGUAACAAGAGCGAAACUCCGUCUCAAAAAAAAAAAAAAAAAAAAAGCACCCAUGUGACACAAUUGGGGAAGGGGAAGGAGCCCACACUUUUACACAAAGGAAGGCUACAAGAUGGUCUAAGACAGAGAGAAUGCAGCCUGUGAUGAGAAGAUAUGUAACCAUCACCAAAAGACUAAAGAGGACACAAAGUGAGACUCUGUCUCCAAAAAAAAAAGAAGGGAUCCCCAGAUGGAACUGCACACCCCAUUGCCUUGAAUGUCCUAACGAGGGUCUCUGUGUCCCAGGCUGGGCACAAUCUUGGCUCACUGCAACCUCUACCUCCCAGGUUCAAGCGAUUCUCCUGCCUUAGCCUCCCAAGUAGCUGGAAUUAUAGGCAUAUGCCACCAUGCCCAGCUAAUCUUUUUGUUUUUUGAGAUGGAGUUUUGCUCUUGUUGCCCAGGCUAGAGUGCAAUGGCACAAUACACCUCUGCAUCCUGGGUUCAAGCAAUUCUCUUGCCUCAGCCUCCCCAGUAGCUGGGAUUACUGGUACGCAUUACUAAGCCCGGCUAAUUGUGUAUUUUUUUUUAGAGACAGGGUUUCUCCAUGUUGGUCAGGCUGGUCUUGAACUUCUGACCUCAGCUGAUCUGGCUGCCUUGGCCUCCCAAAGUGCUGGGAUUACAGGUGUGAGCCACCACGCUUGGCCUAAUUUUUGUAUUUUUAAUAGAGACAGGGUUUCACCAUGUUGGCCAGGCUGGUCUUAAAUUCCUCACUUCAGGUGAUCUGCCCCCCUCAGUCUCCCAAAGUGCUGGGAUUACAGGUGUGAGCCACCGCACUUGGCCAGAGUAUCACCUUCUUAAGCCUCUCCACAGGUCAAGUUAGGCAGCAUGCCUAUGGAUUCCUUUUUUUUUUCCUUUUGUUUGAGACAGAGCUUUGCUCUUGUUACCCAGGCUGGAGUGCAAUGGCAUGAUCUUGACCCACUGCAACCUCUACCUCCUGGGUUCAAGCGAUUCUCUUGCCUCAGCCUCCCGAGUAGCUGGGACUACAGGUGGGAGCCACCACACCUGGCUAAUUUUUUUUAUAGUUUUAGUAGAGAUGGGGUUUCACUGUGUUGGCCACAGAUUCCUUUUUGAGUGCAGACUGGAAGCUUGGUUUUAGCAUUUUACCUGGCAUCUACGUCAUGUUCACCUGUGUUUUGGAUCUGAAAACUGGGACACUGUACAGUUUGGGAAACUCCUGAAAAUGUUAAUGCAAUUGAUUUACUCACACACUGCCGACACCUACCCCCUGUACUCCACAGGUUCAAGUAUUUGACUGUCCCCACCCACCUCUGCCACCAGCUGCUCUAUACACUUCCACUCACUCUCAGGGCCCCUGGGCCCCCAGGGAAUCACCACCACACACCACUGUCUGUAUCUGGGGGAAGGUCCGGGUUGUUGGAAACUUUAAUCGAGCAAGGACCGUUAACAGCUGCAGAGGCACCUUAGGAAACAGUGAGCCUCAAAAAGGAAAUACUUGUAGGAUCUCUUGUGAUGACCUUUGAAGACUUUUCUGAAAAUGACCUAUCGUUCCCUGCCAUGGAAAAUAACAGCAAUCACAGGCAGCCUUCAGCCCACAGAAGGCUUUCUCCUCCAGGCAGGCUCUGAUAUAGCUGUUUGCCUCACAGAUGCCCUAACAGACUGCAAAUCCUGGGAACAUGCAUGUGCAUGCAUGCACAGGCACACAUGUGCCUCUCUACAGAUACAUUGUUUUUUUUUUUUUGACAGAGUUUCCCUCUGUGGCCAGGCUGGAGUGCAGUGGUGCGAUCUCGACUCACUGCAACCUCUGACUCCCUGAUUCAAGUGAUUCUCCUGCCUCAGCCUCCCGAGUAGCUGGGAUUACAGGCAUGCACUGCCACACCCAGCUAAUUUUUGUAUUUUUUUUAGUAGAGACGGGGUUUCACCAUGUUGGCCAAGCUAGUCUUGAACUCCUGACCUCUUGAUCUGCCCACCUCUGGAUCACGAGGCAUGAGCCACCAAAGUGCUUGUGUUACAGGCAUGAGCCACCGCGCCCAGGCUACAGAUACAUUUUUGAGGUGACAGCCUCGUCUCAGUGGCCACUUCCUCUAGGGCUGGCUGGGCGGAGCUAUUGGCAGAACUCUAGGGUCCCUGGCAGCGUCUCACCACACACCACCAAUCAUCCGAGCUGUUGGCAUGCAAUGAGGACCUUUACCCCCUUCCUUUUUCCUCCCCACAGCUGCAGGAGGGGGUUCUUCGGAGCGGAUGCCACACUGCUUGGGCGAGUUCUUCCCACCCCCACACUAUGUCUUGUUCCAGUUCCUAUCCCUGAUGUAGGCUGUUUUGGGGUUCUUAUUAGGGGUCACAUCCUGGUAAAAGAACAUUAGGGAGUACCUUUGGACACCCCUGUUCAGCAGCCUCUUCUCCCCUUCUCUGGUUCCCUCUCUCCUCCAUCAGCUAGGCCCCUAUCACCUAUGAGGGCCUCUCAGUCCCUGGGUCCUCUGCCUCAAAUGCCCCUUUUUUCCUCAGGGACAGUGUUGGGACUUUUUAAAGGAAGAACUUUACUAGGAAAGUAGGAGGAAAACCAAAACCAAACCAAGAAAAUGUCAAAACCUCUGCUGGUCCAGAGUCUGCGCUCGGCCUCUGGCUCUGCUCUGCUCCUCUGCCUUGCCUUUGCCUAGGAAGCUGCAGCCCUUCUUAAACCCUCUGCAACUCCCUUGCUCACCUGCUCCCUGGCUCCCCAUGAGGGUGCCUGGGGGGAAGUGCUGCCACACACCUUUCCAGAGGUGCUGCAGUCGUGGCUGUUCCUCGCCUUGGCCUGUUCCUAAACCCACAGUUACUAGAAACCCCAGGAUGAUGAGUGACAGAUGCAAACCAGGAGCCCCCAGUCUGAUGGGGAGAAUGGAGCCUCACCCUGGAGCUGGGGAGAUCAUCUGGAUCAGUGCAGCUCCAGUUACACAUCAUAAGCCCCAGUGGACAAGGCAGCCGGGAGGAGGGUGGGGCAGAAAAGGGCAGAUAACCAGGAGGACCAGUUUUGGGGCCCAGCAUGGCCCACAUGGGUCUAAGAUGCAUGGAGAAGCAGCACAGGCAGGACAUGGGGACAGGCCCAGCCCCUACCCAUGUGCUUUGGACCUCAGUGUCCCCUCUGUGGCCCCUCUGGCCCUGGCCCAGGGAUUCCUUCUGCUUCAUUGAGCCCAUCUGUUUGAGACUUGCUCACAUCUUCCUCUUUUGUGACUGGAAAUCAUAGGGCUAACUGCUUAGCGGUACAGUCACAGAGGUAACACAAAGCCUAGGUGUAAAGGGACAGAGAGGAGAGGGGCAAGGGAGGACGGUGGAUGACAGGGAAGACGGGUGGGGGCAGAGCUGCUCGGGACCAUGGCUGAGGCCAUCACCUAUGCGGAUCUGAGGUUCGUGAAGGCUCCCCUGAAGAAGAGCAACUCCAGCCGGUUAGGACAGGGUAAGGGGGAUGAGGGCUCCCCUUGAUCCUGCAUCCCCACUCCCUGCCCCACAGACCCCAUUCCUGACUCCCACAUCAUUGGUCUCUAUUCUCUUGUCUCCAGAACCAGGGGCUGAUGAGGAUGGGGAACUCACCUAUGAGAAUGUUCAAGUGCCCUCAGUCCCAGGGGUGCCCUUGAGCUUGGCUUCUUCUGGACUAGGGGACAAAGCAGCGGUCAAGUCCGAGCAGCCAACAGCUUCCUGGAGUGCCGUGACGUCAUUGGCGGUCGGGCGGAUUCUCCCCUGCCGCACAGCCUGCCUGCCAUACCUCCUGCUUGGCCUGCUCCUCACCUGCCUGCUGUUAGGAGUGGCUGCCAUCUGCCUGGGAGUGCGCUAUCUGCAGGUGUCUCAGCAGCUCCAGCAGAUGAACAGGGUUCUGGAAGCCACUAACAGCAGCCUGAGGCAGCAGCUCCACCUUAAGAUAACUCAGCUGGAACAGAGGGCAGAGGAUCUGCAGGGGUCCAGGAGAGAUCUGGUACAGAGUCAGGAAGCACUACAGGAAGAACAGAGGGCCCAUCAGGAGGCCCAAGGGCAGCUCCAGGCCUGCCAGGCAGACAAAGAGAAGACGAAGGAGACCUUGCGAAGUGAGGAGGAGCAGAGGAGGGCCUUGGAGCAGAAGCUGAGCAACAUGGAGAACAGACUGAAGCCCUUCUUCACAUGCCACUCAUCAGACACCUGCUGUCCGAUGGGAUGGAUACUGUAUCAAAAAAGUUGCUUUUACAACUCACUUACUCAGAAAAGUUGGGAGGAGAGCCAAAGACAUUGUGAAACUCUGUCUUCCAAGCUGGCCACAUUCAGAGGAAUUUAUCCAGAAUCACGUUAUUUCUGGAACUUAAGUCCGCUGUUGCCAAAUCGUGAUUCAGAGAAUUCAUACUGGAUUGGCCUCAGCUCCAAUAAGGAUGGGAAGUUGACUGAUGGUACACAUCUCUCUAGGGUUUAUGGUCAAAACUCAAAAUGUCCCUUGGUAAAAAUGUGGUCACCAUCAUACGCACUGCUGAAUCAAGAGUCAUGUACAACUUCUCUUCCCUCCAUCUGUGAGAUGACAGCUUUCAGGUUUCCAGAUUGGGACAGCCCUUUGCACUGAGCUGACACAUGCCAAUAAGAACCUGUGCCCCUCCUUCCUAACCUGAGGCCUGUGGGGUCCUCCGACCAUCUCCUCCCUGUGUUCCUGCCUUCUGGCAGUGCCCAGCCAAAAGCUGACACAUGCCUGACACUUCUAGCCAGCCUGCUGUCUGUUCCCUCUUCCUGAAACUGGACUGUUCCUAGGAAAAGGGUGAAGCCACCUCUAGAAGGGACUUUGGCCCUUCCCGAAGAACCUCCCAGACUGGAAUGGGGUGGGGGAGGAGGGCGUACGGGCUGAGCGGAUAGGGGCGGCCCGGAGCCAGCCAGGCAGUUUUAUUGAAAUAUUUUUAAAUAAUUGCACGUGUUAGUCUCAUGUGUCAGCAA
Molecule: messenger RNA, 20276 nt
Organism: Callithrix jacchus (white-tufted-ear marmoset)
Lineage: Eukaryota; Metazoa; Chordata; Mammalia; Primates; Cebidae
Gene: CD72
Product: CD72 molecule
Cellular component (GO): plasma membrane
Molecular function (GO): transmembrane signaling receptor activity
Source: RefSeq, a predicted model, not a curated record